AUGGUUCGCACGUUCUGCUCCCUUCGAAUCGGAUUGAUGGUUGGUAUCGGGAGCGGACUCCCGUCGGCUACUCAUGAUAUCCGCCUUGGUGAUAUUGUCAUUGGCUCCCCCGAAGGUCCAUACGGUGGGGUGAUUCAAUACGAUAUGGGCAAGGUCACUACAGAUGGCCUAUUUGAACGAACCGAGUUGCUGAACAGUCCCCCAAAGGCGCUACUCGAUGCAGUCAACCAGCUGACAGCUAAUACGCUGUCGGGUCACUCUCUCUAUCAAGCCUAUCUCCAACGUGCGAUUGGAAGAAAUGCACGAACACGAGAAAAUUUUGUCCCACACGAUGCACAGUCGGAUCGACUGUUCCAGACCAAGCACAAUCAUCCUAUGGAGGCGAGGACCUGUGACGACUGUCCGGCGGAAUGGGAAGAGUUCAGAAGUGAACGCUACGAUAGUGACCCGCAGUUCCAUUAUGGUAUCAUCGCCUCGGGAAAUAUGAUCAUCAAAAAUGGCAAGGCAAGAGAUCAACUCGCAGAGACGACCGGAGCAUUAUGCUAUGAGACUGCGACCGCCGGUUUGAUGGAGGACUUUCCCUGUCUAGUCAUCCGCGGUAUUUGCGAUUAUGCUGAUUCUCAUGGAUAUAAAUCUUGGGCAGGGUACGCAGCUUUAGCGGCUGCAUCCUAUACAAAAGAGCUGCUGGGAUGUGUUCCUAUCAGCCGUGUUUCACAAGAGGGUUUGGCGGUGGACAUGUGUGCUGGAUUGAAAAAAGGGAUUACAGGCAGCAACUGGCCUUUAGAUGACAUGCUGCUAGACCGGGGAGCCGAUGUCAAUACCCACGAUAGGCUCUACGGAAGUGCGCUACAUGCUGCUUGUAUUAGAGGACACUCCAAUGUUGUGCAAGUUCUGGUAGACCGAGGAGCCGAUAUCGAAGGUGAACACUUCGAAAGUGCGCUACAGGCUGCUUGUGCCGGAGGACACUCCAAUAUUGUGCAAAUUCUGCUAGACCGAGGAGCCGAUAUCGAAGGUGAACACUUCAAAAGUGCGCUACAGGCUGCUAUUACCGGAGGACACUUCAAUAUUGUGCAGAUUCUGGUAGACCGGGGAGCCGAUAACAACAUCCAAGGCGGAUUCUAUGGAAGUGCGCUACAUGCUGCUUGUAUUAGAGGACACUCCGAUAUUGUGCAGCUUCUGGUAGACCGGGGAGCCGAUAUCAACAUCCAAGGCGGAUUCUACGGAAGUGCGCUACAGGCUGCUUGUGCCGGAGGAUACUCCAAUAUUGUGCGGUUUCUGCCAGACCAGGGAGCCGAUAUCAACAUCCAAGGCGGAUUCUACGGAAGUUCGCUACAGGCUGCUUGUGCCGGAGGACACUCCAAUAUUGUGCAAAUUCUGCUAGACCGAGGAGCCGAUAUCGAAGGUGAACACUUCGAAAGUGCGCUACAGGCUGCUUCUACUAUUGGACACAGGAAGCUUGCACAGCUGCUGCAAGAGUGGAAAAACGAUGUCACCGCGCAGGGUGAAAAUCAUGGCAGCGUUGGGUGUACUCUCCAAACGUCUAUUUUUGACAGCGCCAACCGUAGUGGAGCAACCCACCCUUCAACAAUGCCUACUUCUCAACCAAAGGCCAAGCUCGAUACACAAGUGGUUAGCUCUCUCGCUUCAUCGGAACAGAAGGUGGGGCUGGGAAUUGAUCAGGAUGAUACUAUACCGAGCAAUAUCAAACCCAAGAGUGACAUUGAGGAGGAUUCUGUCCUGAUUACUGUGAUGCAGAAACCACAUACUCUAUUGGCUUUGCCCUGGAUCACCGACCACUGCUUUAUGUUCGGGCUUUUGCCGAUCAGCUCGCCUGUGACAUGA
Messenger RNA from Penicillium chermesinum, 1842 nucleotides. RefSeq lists its product as uncharacterized. The coding region runs from base 1 to 1842 and encodes 613 amino acids. Gene Ontology annotation, molecular function: catalytic activity; protein binding. Gene Ontology annotation, biological process: nucleoside metabolic process. The transcript has 2 exons. NCBI's taxonomy places the organism in Eukaryota, Fungi, Ascomycota, Eurotiomycetes, Eurotiales, Aspergillaceae. The record is from RefSeq and is a predicted model, not a curated record.